Molecule: messenger RNA, 3465 nt
Organism: Paramecium octaurelia
Lineage: Eukaryota; Ciliophora; Oligohymenophorea; Peniculida; Parameciidae
Source: the annotation of a GenBank genome assembly
AUGAAUUUACAACCUGUAAGUUCUGGUUCAAUCAAUAUGUCAGGCGAUAGUAAUCAGAACGGUCUUGAUCACUAUCUCAAUGAACUCAACAAUUAGAACUUGAUGUAAGUGAGGAGACCGAAUGAGGAGUAGAUUUUGGCAUUUAUUGAUUUUGAAGGCAUUAAGCCAGAUCAAGUGAUCCAACACAAGACUUUCCCUGAUAGUCACAAGGAAAACAAGAGUAAAGGAAGUAAGUCUUCUUAAUAGAUUCGACGGAAUAGUGUAGACAUGUCUGAUGUAUCACCUUUGAAACAAUCGCUUAGGGAUGAUUUGAUUCCUUUAGAUAGUCCAAAUAUUGAAUUAAAGAAAUUGGGGGAACCAGAAGAUCAUAGAAAAAGCAAGACUAUGAAUAGUCCAGCCAUUUAAUCAUCCAAAUCUCCUAAACGAAAAAGCAAGCAUUUCUCAAAGAUCUUUUCCAAAUUAACAAAUCGAAUGCAUUUGGCGAGGAAAUUCAUACAAAAAAUUAAGUUACUAUCUCCAUUUGCCAAGAAAAUUUAGAAAUCGCAAUUGUAAUUAAUUCAAGAUUUGAGUUCUGAUAUCGGUAAUAGCAAUGAGAAAUAUAACAAUAUAAGUUUCAUUAAGAUUAGAGAUAAAUCUAAAUAGAAAAAAGCAUUGAAGAGGAUUGAGAGCAUGAAGGCAUUUAUUGCACUCAAAACUUAUUUUAGUGUUUGCAAAAUUUAACAGAUUCUUGAUAAGUUGAAAAAUGAAACAAUAGAUCCUCAAGGGAACUUUUUAUUCAUUUGGGAGUUAUUAAAGUUUUUUGUGACUUUGGCAUCACUAUUCCAAUUAUCGAUUCAAAUAUGUUUCAAUUUGAAUGUUUUGAAUUGGUUUUUCAUUUCUGAAAAAGAAAAUUCCUAAAUUAUUCUGAUUUUGAUGUUUUUAUAUUAUUCAUUUGAUAUCGUUUUAGGAUUUAGAACAGGGUAUUACGAAAAUGGAGAGGUUGUAACUAAAUAAUAAAGAGUUGCUAGAAGAUAUUUAAGGAAAUACUUUUUUGUUGAUUUGAUAUCAAUAAUUCCAAUAUUCGCAAAUCUAAUAUUAAUUUAGUCUUUUGAAACAGAUAAUACAGGGAUAAAGAUAGUGAAUUGUUUAUCAUUCUUAAGAUCUAAUGCACUUAGUAGAGUCUACCAUUCGUUAGAAGGGAGACUAUUAAGUAAUCCAAGAUUCGUUAUUGGAUAUCGUUUUUUGAGUGUGAUAGGGACAGUAUUUUUAUAUGCCCAUGUAUUUGGAUGUCUGUGGUAUGUUGUAGCUUAAAACAAUUCAAAUAAUUGGAUCAAUAAAGCAGGAAUAGUUGAAGAUUCUUGGUUCGCUCUCUAUAGUUACUCAAUCUAUUGGUCUGUUAUGACAAUGACUACUGUGGGAUAUGGGGACCUAACACCAGCUAAUCAUGAAGAAGCCUUAUUUUGUGUUUGUACUAUGUUUAUAGCAAGUGUUGUCUUUGCAUAUUCAAUCAAUACAAUAGGCAUGAUCAUUACUGAAAUGAAUAAGUUUGAUGAGAAAAUCAAUGAAAAUAUGGCUAUUAUAAAUAGAUACAUGCAAAGAAAGAAUUUCGAGCAGUCUUUGCAAUUUAGGGUUAGACAAUACUUAUAGAAUGUAUGGACUUAGGAAGAGAAGUUUCGGAUUGUUGAUGAAAAUAAGAUUAUUAACUGUUUAAGUCCGACUUUAAAGGAAGAAAUCUAAAUUUGUUUAUAUGGGUAAUUCAUUACUAGUAUUCACAUAUUUUAUAGAUAUUUCAGUUAAGAAUGUCUACUAGAAUUGACUAAGAAUGUUCAAGAAUAUAGAGUGGCUCCAAAUUCGUAUGUUAUUGAAAAUGGGACGUACGAUGGAAUUGCUUUAUAUUAAUUAGUGAGUGGAGAAGCUGAAAUGUUUGUGGAUCUUUAAGAUAGGAAAUAUUACAUAGGGAAGAUGAAACAAGGAGACAUAUUCGGCCAUGGUCCAUUCUUUAUGAACAAUGUUCAUCCUUACAGCAUCAAAACUGAUACUGCAUGUUCCUUCUCUUACUUAUCUAAGCAAAUGUUUUUAGAUAUUCUUCAAUCUCACCCUGGUGAUUAUGUAAUAUUUUAAGUAAUAUAGUAAACCUAUAGAAUGAUCAUUGAUUAAUGGACAUUCGAAAAUUAGAAGCUAGAUCUAGGUGUUAAAUGUUUUGGGUGUGGAGAAACCAAUCAUGAGAUAGAUUAAUGUCAUAGAUUACAUUUAAUUAUAAACAAAUAGAUUUUAUUAGCAAAACAUUUGUUUUCAGUUCCUAACAAAAGAAUUUAAUAUCAACGCAAUUGCAGGAGGACUACUAAUGCUAAAUUUGGAUAGAGAUUAUUUGAAGAUGCUGUAUCUUUAUUCUAAGAAAAUAAUUACUCUUUUUCAUCUGAAGAAGAGGAACCUAAUCCUAGUCAAAUUGAAAGGACUCAUUAAACAAAAUAGACUCAAGAGGUUAGAUAUUAGGAACCUACUCAUAAUACUCAUAGAUCACAACAGCAAUAGCAUUAGCAAUCAAAAAAUGUGAGAUUUAGGAAAAGAUCAAGGUCUCUCAAUUCUAUUAGUGUCCAUUCUGAUGAAGAAUCGAAAUUUCAAAAAUCCAUAUCAGGCUAUAAAUCCAAUGAUUCUUAAAUAGAUAAAAUAAGUGGUAUUCCAGUUAAAGUACAAUAACUGCCAAGUUCGUAAUUAUCAUAGAGUUCUUUUAAUGUAUUUUUAAAGGAACAUCCAAAACGAAAAAUAUCAAAAUAAUAAGACUCUGAUAAAUAUUCUAAUCAUUCUAUUGGAUAAAGAUAAUAACAGUAGUAAUAGCAAUAACAAUAGCUAUAUUAAUAACAAUAAUAUUAGCAUAAAUCUAGUAGUCAAUCAAGUAGUGGCAAUAUUCCUUAAAGUAGUAUUGGAAUAUCUCCUUUGCCAACUGGAUCUCCUCCUUUGCUUUAUUAAGAAGAGAAAUAGCCAUUUUAAAAAGGGUUUGUAGAUGAUAGUUUAUUUGUUGCACAAGAAAGAAAAAAGAAGUCUUUGAUCGGUACGAGUUAUACGAAUACCAAAUCUAUAAAAAAUCCACUUUAAGCUAUACCCUCUGUUAGUGAAAUGAAUGAGACUGAGAAAAACAAUAACAACUUAAAGGAAGGUUCAUACACUUCUAAAUAAUUAUCAAUGUAAAGUAGAUCAAGGAGUUAAAGAUACACAAUUUCCAUCCGAACAGAAAGUUAAAAAAUAAGAGAAGACACUAAGCACGAUGCAACUUAGAAACAUGAGAAGCAUGAUUACAAGUUAAAAACUGAUACUUAUAAAUAAUAUCACGAGAAUAGUCCGUUAAAUGAAGAAUAAUUUCACAACACCUUUGAAUAAGCCUGCAAUUUAAAUUCCUACUACCCACAAUAUAAUAAGGAUAGAAUCAUAGAAAAAUAUAAGAAAUAAUAAUGCAGAAAAAAUAUUUACUUAUAUUAAUUCAAGUCUUGA